AUGAAGCCAGUGAGAAAUAAUAAUUACAUGUUACGUUUUCCACCUAAUGAAGGACUAGAUGCAAUGGGAAAAAGCACCAAGGGAAUUGUUCUGAAUAGAGACAUUAACAAAUGGGCCGAUAAUAGAAAAAUGCUCACUAAAGCUAUAAUGGCCCCAAAUGUAUUAAAGUUUUCAGCUAAUAUUGUAAAUUGUGUUUUUAAAGACUUAGAAAUUUAUUGGGAUUCUUUAAUUGAUGAAAUGGGAGAAUCUAUUAUAAAUCAAGAAAUUCAUCAAAAAAAAGUAUUGGAAAUUGAUAUCGUGCCUUGGAUUAAAAGAACUUUCACUGAAAAUAUAAUGUUAUUAACAACAAACAGACCAUCUAAUAUAUUAUUGAAUUAUUAUAAAACCAGUAAAAAAGAUUCCAACAUAAUUAAAACUGCUGAGGAUGAAUAUUUAGAUGGUUCAAAAGAUGCACUAGUUUGUAUGAGAUAUUAUGCAAUGAAAAGAAUAUAUUAA
This is a messenger RNA of Entrophospora sp. SA101, 495 nucleotides long. Lineage: Eukaryota; Fungi; Glomeromycota; Glomeromycetes; Entrophosporales; Entrophosporaceae. The record is from the annotation of a GenBank genome assembly.